Molecule: messenger RNA, 1266 nt
Organism: Owenia fusiformis
Lineage: Eukaryota; Metazoa; Annelida; Polychaeta; Sabellida; Oweniidae
Source: the annotation of a GenBank genome assembly
AGAAAACUCAACUUCCGCUUAGAAUUUUUUCUCAAAAAAAGUCAUUGUUUUGUCGAUUUAUUUCAAAGAGGGCCUUCAAUUACCCCAAUAUUGUACAUAUUGAGAUAUAGAUCAAAAAUGAGCGAGAAACAGACCCCUAGCAAUCUAUUAGAGCAGUUUGUUCUACUGGCAAAGUCAGCAAAAGGUGCAGCAGCAGUUGACCUUGUGAAACAAGUCUUGGAGACCCCUGGAGUUUACGUCUUUGGGGAAUUGCUUGAUAUGCCAAAUAUACAACAGUUGUCUGAAGGCCCCAACCAAAACAUUGUGAACCUCCUUAACAUAUUUGCCUAUGGAGUGUACAAUGACUAUAAAAGUAACAAAGCCAACCUUCCUGAUCUCACUCCGAAAAUGCUAAAGAAAUUAAGACAAUUGACAAUAGUGUCAUUGGCCACACAAAAGAAGUGUAUACCGUAUGCAAUUCUACAGCAAGAAUUGGAGAUGUCAAAUGUCAGAGAACUUGAAGACUUAAUAAUAGAAGUGGUGUAUUCAGAUAUUGUCAGAGGAAAAUUAGAUCAGAAAAACCAGCGCCUAGAAGUGGAUUAUGCUAUUGGAAGGGAUGUCAGAGCAGAGCAGGUCAAUGACAUUGUCACCGUGCUCUCAGAGUGGUGUUCAGGCUGUGAGGCUGUUUUACAAGGCAUAGAGACUCAAGUCAACAGAGCAAACACAAACAGAGAGAAGUCAAUCCAACAAAAACAAAAGGUCGAGAUAGAGGUUGCCAACAUUAAGAAGACAUUAAAGGCCACACAACAGACAGAUAUGGACGAAGCUGACAGUAGAGAGGUUAUUGCACAACUAGACAAACCAAUGAAAAAAGCUUCAAAAACAAAAGGAUUACGUGGGAGUGGAAAAUUUUGGGGAAAAUCAUCCAGCUGAGACCUGAACCUGUGUUGGACUUUAUAUGUUAGACAAUUCUAGACUCAUUCCUCAGAAAAAGGAGAACAUAAAUUUAACAUGAGAUGUGAGACAUGUUGCUGCAGAGACAAUUCUAGACUCUUUGAAACAGACCUACACAGCAUGGACUACAUUAUACUUGCCGUCAUGUUAAUUGGAAUUCAUAUUAUAAAGUUUCACUUGCUACCUUGUGUUGUACCUUUAGGUGUUGAUGCUCUAAUCAGUGCUUUAUGAACAUGAACAUGAUUUGGUUAAACUAUUGUUAAUUGGAAAACAGAUUCAUCCCAAUAGGAAUGGGGGUCUGUUAAAAUCAAUGUGUACAUAAUUGUAGUACUA